Messenger RNA from Procambarus clarkii (red swamp crayfish), 2260 nucleotides. RefSeq names its product carbohydrate sulfotransferase 4. The record is from RefSeq and is a predicted model, not a curated record. NCBI's taxonomy places the organism in Eukaryota, Metazoa, Arthropoda, Malacostraca, Decapoda, Cambaridae. Gene Ontology annotation, molecular function: N-acetylglucosamine 6-O-sulfotransferase activity. Gene Ontology annotation, biological process: N-acetylglucosamine metabolic process; sulfur compound metabolic process.
AGAGGAAGACCUUGAGCCACUGGGCGCCCAGGCGCGCCUCGCUACUCUCUCCUCUCCUCCUUACUGCUACAUCACUCCUCUAGUCACAAUACCAGUAUUAUAGUCUCAUGUAACUGAUACCAAAGUUAUAGACCAAAUCACAUAAUUAUAUUUAAUUGUUGUGAUGCGAGAAAAAGGAAGUGGUGGCAACCCAGGAACCCAGAGAAGGUCCCAGCACCACCACUGGUGGCCCAGUGUUGGUGGUGGUGGUGGUGGGUGUGCUUCACUCCUCUCGGCCGUGUGCGGCCUGGCCCAGUUGUGAGGUAUUAUGUGUGAGGGAGUGAGGGAGGCAGGCCGGUGAGAUAGGUCCUUACUGUCCUCUUGAAGUCACCCAAGUGCUGUGGAUAUUACAUAUAUUUUUUCUGGAUACUGCGUGAAGGAUUCCCACAAUGGACUUUCUCUCUCUAAGACGACCAGCGUGGCUGACGGUGAUGGUGGGAGUGUCAGGGAUGGUGUGCUUGAUGAUGCUCAGCCGGAGCACCACCCUGGCGCCGCCCCUCAGGCCCAGUCCCCCAGGGGCCAGGGUGGUGCUGGCCGCCGCCCCGCCCGCCCGCCUCCACCAGAACUGCUGCUCUCCGUCCCUUGUUGUCCUGCAGGACCUGGACACCUCCCAGGACACAGCUGGGAGAGGCAGGGUCGUCACCUCCCAGGACACAGCUGGGAGAGGCAGGGUCGUCACCUCCCAGGACACAGCUGGGAGAGGCAGGGUCGUCACCUCCCAGGACACAGCUGGGAGAGGCGGGGUCGACACCUCCAGUACUCAAGCAGGUGGAGGAGAGGCAGGAGCCCCGUGGGAGGACGCUGGUCCAGAACACCUGGGGGCCCCAGCGGCUCCACACCUGGGGGUCCUAACGGCUCCACACCCGGGGGCCCCAACACACAAGAUGCAAGCUGAUGCAGCCCCUGGUGAAGGCCCAGGCACCGCUCCAGGUACGGAGCCUGAGGAGGAAGCAGAGCUCGGUGGAGGUCAGGAAGAAGAGGAGGGGGCGGAAGAGGCAGGACUACGAGAAGAGAUACUUAGCGAGGUACACGAGACAAUGGAGGGGAAGAUAGAGGCCAUACUGAAGAGGAAGCGAGAAGCUCUGGCCAUAGACAUGGAGGGCUACCACUUCCACCCUCACCUGAAGGCCAAGGACGUGAGUGAUCUGGUGAUGGAGCGCGGAGGGAACCCUGUUCGCAGUCUGGUCGUCACAACAUGGCGCUCUGGCUCCACCUUCAUUGGAGACGUCCUCCAGAGCCACCCGGCCACAUUCUACCACUAUGAGCCGCUGCUGGACUUCGGCAUCUCGCAGAUCCGUGAGGGGAAGCUGGCCGAGCAAGCCAUCUAUAGCUUACGUCACCUGCUUACUUGUAACUACACCAACAUGGAGUCCUACCUGGAGUACGGUCCUAUGCACCCGUGGCUGUUCUUCCACAACCUGCAGCUGUGGUCAUACUGCAAAGCCUUCCCGGACCUGUGCUGGCUGCCCCAGUUCCUCGAGCCCUUCUGCCAGCUCUUCCCCUUCCAGGCCGUCAAGACGGUCCGUCUCAGACUCAACCUCACCCGCGAGCUGCUCCAGGACGACAAACUAGGAGUGCAGGUGGUGCUAUUGGUCCGGGACCCGCGCGGGACCAUGCAGUCCCGCGCCCACCGCAACUGGUGUCCCGGUAACGCUGACUGUGACGACCCUGCCAGGCUCUGUGACGACCUCGUCAACGACUACAACACUGCCCGCAUCUUUACCAGAAAGUUUCCACAUUCAUUCAGAGUCAUCCGGUACGAGGACUUCUCCUUCCACGCUCACAACAUGACCAAAGACCUGUUCGAUUUCUUCCACCUCGACUACCAUCCUCGAGUGCAAACAUUUUUAGAUACGCACACUACAAAAAAAGUUGGCGGAGUGUCAAGUACUUUCCGUAACUCUAAGACGGCUCCGGUCCACUGGCAGCAGGACCUGACGUGGCAGGAAGUUGUGGACAUCCAGAAAGUUUGCGACAAAGCUCUCAAACUCUGGGGCUAUAGAAUGGCAAGAUAUGAAAAACACCUUCGAUCAUUUAAUCCAGUAGGAAAGUUAAGAAAAGGAUUAAUGUUAUUGUAAAUAUAUAUAUAUAUAGUGAGAGAGAAUUUGAAGAAUAGAUCCAUUACAAAUUAUGGUGAAGUUGAAACGUGAAGGUUGAACACUGAGUAACACAGUCUACAGUGGCUACAUCAUUGGCUGUAAUUUACUGACGCUUGUUUAAA